AUGGAGUUAUCUCCGCGCGCUGCUCUGGAGCCGAAUCUUGGCCGCCGGCGUCUCCAACGUUCAUCAUCGCAACAACAGCAGCAUGAGCCACCGGAUCAUAGAGCUCGAGUCCGCAUACAAGAUGCAUCGCGUGAAAUGGCAUCUGGCGAGCGAACACCUUCACCAUCGGUGAAACGAGGUAAAAAGGCCUGCACUGAGUGUAGGCAGCAGAAGGCAAAAUGUGACGCCUACUUGAAUCCCACUCAGGCAUGCUCGCGUUGUUCAAAGCUGAACAUUCAGUGUAUAAUAUCGGAUCCCUUUCGUCGGGAGCACAAACGCAAGCGACUGUCCGAGCUCGAGCAAGAGACCGAUGAGCUGCGACGAAGACUGCGAUAUGCACAACCCGAUCCAUCUCGACCCUCGCCUAUUGCGAUGCUAACGGCUGCGGCUGAGAUGGGAGUUAAUUCCGCAGCUGUUGAGGGCGACUUGGCUUUCCAUACUCAGUCACAUACACCCCCGGUUGAGGAUUCGCAACAUGUUUUACCUUCUCCUGGACUAGGACCGCCAUUACCGGGACCGGGGAUGAUUUCAGGUGUACGCGCCCCCGAUGCGACGGAGCCCCGCUCACUGAACAACAUCUACCUGACCGGAAGUGAGAUAGACGAGCUCUUCCAGAUCUUCUUCCAACAAUAUGCUCCGUUCCUUCCAAUUCUUGACCCGGAAACCACUCCAAAUGUGUACUAUACGCAUUCACCGUUUCUAUUUUGGUCUAUAGUCGGCAUUGCGUCCCGAACCUAUUCCAAAAACCCAACUCUGCUAACUGCUCUUGCGCGCAAUAUAAACGAAAUGGCCCUACUCUCUAUCAUAUCAGGGAGCUCAGCCUGGCACUGCAUCCAGGGGCUGCUGCUAGUUCUGACAUGGCCAUUUCCGAAAGAUGCCACUAUGGCGGACGUGACGUUCCCAUUAAGCGGCAUGCUUCUCCAUAUUGCCAUGCAAAAUGGUUUACACAUUCCCAUGUCCAGUCAUGAAUUUUCCAAGAGAAAGAGGCUCCCUGCUCCAUCAGAAGCAGAAAUGAUCAGACGGUCAGAGCUCUGGGCUCAUUGUGUUAUCGUCUAUCAGCGUACGUGUGUGAUAAAAGGACAACCCCCUCGCUCUCUAGUAAACCUGGAACUGGAUGGGGACCUGAAACAUUCGUUGUUCCAGAGGAUCUCUCCAUCGCUAGUGCUUGAACUGAAGUGCGAGGAUUUGAAAACCCGGUGUAGUACAGCAGUACUGGAGCUCGGAGUCCGGAACCUAUCCUCUGAACAAGAGAGAUCGCUCGAUAUACUCUUACGGGCAUAUGAUGACCAAGCACUUGACCUGGAGGCGCAGGCGUUCUCAGCGUACGACAGGUUUGCUACGAGCAUGUGCCGUCUGAGUAUCCAAAUCUUCCACCUUUUCCGAAAUCCCAAUUCAUUCUCAUCAGGCUGUCUGGCAACGCUGACGACUGCCGCAUGUGACACUAUUAGCAGCAUACAUAGUCUGGGACAAAGCAUGGCCGGUUAUGCUACUUCUCCCAUCCAGAUGAAUUAUGCGUUGCUUCUAGCAUCCUCAGCCCUCCUACGGGUAUUGAAAGGCUCCCAAUGGGCUACCAUGGAUGUUGAAAAAGCCAAGACAUCUUAUUUCACUGCAAUUAACCUGGCCAAGCAAAUGUCAGUUUACAACUUUGAUAUCGCGGCCAAGACUGUCAUGGUAUUAAGCCAACUAUGGAAUAGCACCAAAGCGUUCCGGAAGGCAGAUGGAAGUGAAUACCUCGCUCUUCGGAUCCGGAGCCGGUUGGUCGUCAGUCCUGUUAUCGAUACGGUGUGGUGGUGGCGAGAGGAGUUCGACCCCCAGUUCUAUAGCACGGUCACUUCCCAAAGCAAUGCCCCGGAAGGAACCGAUGCAAACCGCGACAAUCUAGCUAUUUCAGGGAACGUGUCUGGAGGCUCUACGGAUCGGCCAGAUUUCUCGUAUUUUGACGAGCAAUUCCAGGCGGACUUCGAAUGGGCAUUAACGGAUGAGUUUCUCUUCGCUCCCACCGAACCGUACGGACCACUGUAA
This is a messenger RNA of Aspergillus welwitschiae, 2061 nucleotides long. RefSeq lists its product as uncharacterized. Bases 1 to 2061 code for a protein of 686 amino acids. Gene Ontology annotation, biological process: regulation of DNA-templated transcription. Gene Ontology annotation, molecular function: DNA-binding transcription factor activity, RNA polymerase II-specific; transcription cis-regulatory region binding; zinc ion binding. Lineage: Eukaryota; Fungi; Ascomycota; Eurotiomycetes; Eurotiales; Aspergillaceae. The record is from RefSeq and is a predicted model, not a curated record. Gene Ontology annotation, cellular component: nucleus. The transcript has 8 exons.